AGUUUCAUUCCGCCAGUAAUUAAAAUUAUUAGUUUCAAUUGAGAUUGUGCUUGCUUUUGUCACAAUUGGUUUUCGCCAACAAUAAACAUCCCCAUUUUGAUGAAUCGUAAAAGGAGCUGCUUCUGCAUGGUUGUUUUCAGCAGAUUGCAAAAAUGUUUUAAACGGGUGGGAUGCAAGCUCGCUUUCAAAUCAGACACGGUGAAUUGUUUUAUUCGAUAUUUGUUCAAUAUAUAUACUUUAAUAUACCAACCUGCGGUAUGUGAUGAUCGUGUAGCGAGUAAAUCCUCAUGUUCAAAUCUUGAAGAACACGCAACAAUUGCCAGGAGACAACGAACUUCAUCGGCAGCAACACCUGUUUUUGGAUCAACAAUAUCAGCAAAUAGAAGACUAAGAGUGGGAGUAUCCUGUCCUGUUGAUUACUAUUUAACAAUUUUAGAAGAUUUUCUUUUGUGAUAGAACUCACUUUCUCAGCCUCGAUCAAUAGAUAUCCAUUGACUUUGUUACAGCUUUGCAUCAACUAUUCCUGCUUGGCCUAAACGAUUGC
This is a messenger RNA of Ascoidea rubescens DSM 1968, 544 nucleotides long. RefSeq lists its product as uncharacterized. The coding region runs from base 100 to 453 and encodes 117 amino acids. Lineage: Eukaryota; Fungi; Ascomycota; Saccharomycetes; Ascoideales; Ascoideaceae. The transcript has a single exon. The record is from RefSeq and is a predicted model, not a curated record.